CAGAGUCCGACAGACCCGCAGCCAGUCCGCUCUCUGAUGCCCACAAACUGCGACUCCAGCUCCCCAAAGUGCGCACAUCUGAGCGGUAACUCUCUCUCUCUCAGCCUGAACAUCUGGAUCUGUCCGCAGCUGCUGCACGUUUUCUCUUUUCUUCCUCUUUUACUCGCUUUUUACUGCGCAACCGGGAGAAAGUGCCGCGUCCUGCGCAAGAAGAAGGAGAAGUUGAGAGAAGAAGAGUUUUGCUUCCCGUAGAUUAAACGUAACUAACAGGGAGGUGAAUGGACCUCCACCGGCCCUUCAAGAUGGACGUCUCCUCCUAUCUGCCAGCCCCCCUGGCCUCCCCCGCCCUCAUGGUGCUCGCCUCCACCGCAGAGUCCGGCCGCGACGCCUCCGUCCCCUGCCAGGCGCCCAGACCCUUCGGAGUGCCCGUGUCCCUGGAGAAGGAUCUGCACCUGCCCUUCCCCUCCGCCUCCUACACCUUCACCUCCAUGUACCAGCGCCAGGGCCCCAUGUCCGGCACCUUCCCCUCCAGAGACUUCCCUUCCUCCCUGCUCCACCUGCACCCCCAGUUCUCCCCCCCUGGACACCUGGACUGCUCCACCCUCAGCAUGCUGAACCACAGCGGGGUGGGCGCCUUCAGACCCUUCUCCUCCCCGCAAGAGGAGAGGGAAUCUGGGCUGUACCACUCGGCGUUCACCCCCGCCAAGAGGCUGAAGAGCUGCUUCCCGGAGACGGAGGGCAAGGAGUUUGACUUCGGAUCCCCGGGAGGAUCCUUGAAGGGCGGGGAGGAUUCUGGGAGGAAGCUGUUCUCCAUGUCCGGCCUGAUGUCCGACGGAGAGGCGUCGUCCAGCCCAGAGGAGAGGAAAGAGCACGGAGAGUAAUCGUUGAACAAGAGAUACGUUUUGGAUGAAGCAUUC
Messenger RNA from Gymnodraco acuticeps, 917 nucleotides. RefSeq names its product E3 ubiquitin-protein ligase RNF220-like. The coding region runs from base 279 to 881 and encodes 200 amino acids. NCBI's taxonomy places the organism in Eukaryota, Metazoa, Chordata, Actinopteri, Perciformes, Bathydraconidae. The transcript is spliced from 3 exons. Gene Ontology annotation, biological process: protein ubiquitination. The record is from RefSeq and is a predicted model, not a curated record. Gene Ontology annotation, molecular function: ubiquitin protein ligase activity.